Messenger RNA from Drosophila simulans, 1048 nucleotides. Its product is annotated as cilia- and flagella-associated protein 410. Gene Ontology annotation, molecular function: protein binding. The record is from RefSeq and is a predicted model, not a curated record. The transcript is spliced from 2 exons. Gene Ontology annotation, biological process: cytoskeleton organization. Bases 144 to 926 code for a protein of 260 amino acids. Lineage: Eukaryota; Metazoa; Arthropoda; Insecta; Diptera; Drosophilidae.
UUGAAGAGAAAUUUGGUUUUUUUUUAUGAAAAGUAUGCCUUGCCAAAUGUGUAAUCCUUAUUUGAAGGCGAGGGUCUACAAACAUCGUCAGUACGCUUCAUACUCGGUUCACGAGAACAUCGGAACUCGCUCUGAUUUUCUCGAUGAAAAUGGAGAAAAAACUAACGGAGCACAUGGUGGAAAACAUGUCCAGGUGCAAGGACUAUGCCAUGGUCUUGAAGUUGAAUUUCUCUGGCUGCGACAUCACUCUUUGCCUCAAGAUGCCGUACAUAGAGGUCCUUGCGCUCAGCAUGAACAAGAUCACUACUUUGAAAAGCCUGGUGAAUUUCACUGGACUGAAGGAGCUGUACUUACGCGAGAACGAGAUAGCAAGCUUUGAUGAGCUGAAACACCUGGCCAAUGCCAAAUCCCUAACAUCCCUCUGGCUGCUGGACAAUCCGUGCUCCAAUGCCGUUGGCUCCAAGUAUCGGGCAUCUGUGCUACGAAUACUGCCGAAUCUGAAGAAGCUGGACGACGUAGAUGUUUACGAAAAGGAGCUGGAUGCCGCUUUGCGGGACGAUUGCCUUUCGGAGGUACGGAGUGCGAUCCUUGAUCCUGUUUCGAAUUCGCGCAAUUGCAGUCCCAAAAACAUGGCAUAUCGCGAUAUGAUCGAACAGUGCGAUCGGGUUACAACUAGGAUUGAAAAAAAACUUAACGAGAUGCUCAAUUCGCUACGUCAAGAUGCGAUGACCCCACCCGACUAUCUGAUACCCAAUGUAUCCUCUGGGUUAAAAUUCCAUGCCGCUAAUUCCACUAAUUGCACAUCUUUGAAGGGGCACAGUCCCAGUUUGACGGCCGCUUUGUUCCUCAUCCGAGAUAUGGACGCAUCCCAACUGGAGAUUUUAGCCCUUGCCAUCUACGAACAGGUCAACCGACUUGUUGAUUGAUUUUCAAAAUUAAUUUUUGUAAGGUAGCUCUCCCUGAUGAUUAUUGACUACACAUCCAAAAUAUAACCAGUAUAUGAAAUAUAUAUCCAAUAUAUAUCCGGUAUAUCCGGAUAGACAUUGUA